CAGAUUGAAAAAAAAAAAAAAGCCAAAGCUCGGUUCUAGUCUAUGGAGUAAGCGACGCCAUUAUUCGUUGGGUAAAUUGCAUUAGUACGAGCAUGGCAGCAGCUCAAGAUAAAAUAAUUCCUCUCUCUAUCGAUUUCAACCAAUUUGUUGAUUUGAAAUUUUGGACCACAUGGAUGGAUAUCGACGAUGGUUUCUAUAUAACCAUUCACAAGCCAGCCGAUUCUCCAGUGAUCACAUUUUCCUCAACAUUGCAGACUUUGUCAUUUGUAAACUCGUACACUAUUGAUAUUAUAACACAUGAGUUGAAUAUCACCACUUUCCACCCUUGUGGGCCUACUAAUGUUUUGAAUCCGGGGUUGGAACAUGUUCACAACAUGAUUAGCCCGCCCGGCGGAUCUGUAUUUUCAUAUUCAUAA
Cotesia congregata is the source of this 416-nucleotide messenger RNA. The record is from the annotation of a GenBank genome assembly. NCBI's taxonomy places the organism in Eukaryota, Metazoa, Arthropoda, Insecta, Hymenoptera, Braconidae.